This is a messenger RNA of Aspergillus caelatus, 551 nucleotides long. RefSeq lists its product as uncharacterized. The coding region runs from base 158 to 535 and encodes 125 amino acids. The transcript has 2 exons. NCBI's taxonomy places the organism in Eukaryota, Fungi, Ascomycota, Eurotiomycetes, Eurotiales, Aspergillaceae. The record is from RefSeq and is a predicted model, not a curated record.
UUCUAGUCAUGAUUAUGAAUGUUUAUUGAAGAUUUGAUUAGACGUACAGCCUAGGAUUCAAUCAAAUAGAGUAGUUGACGUUGCUUACUGUGGGUAUUUAUACCUAGCCUCGUGCGUACCGAGCCUAUAAAUCAAGACACUCCAUAAUACCUCCAAAAUGUCUUAUUGCACCGUCCUCGCCCUUCUCAGCCGCAAACCCGACCUAGCCCGAGACGAAUUCAAAGCCUACUACGAAACCACUCACAUGGCGCUCGUCACGGACUUUGUCUACGAACUCGGCCCCAUUUCUCUGACCAGUUUCCUAGAGCUAUGGCUGAGUAUCAUCGUGGUCUCUCUGCCGACGCUGGCACCUCUGUUCAAACGCUACGUGAAGCUCCUGGUAUCGCAACGGUCGCGCAGUACUGGCGGCCAUGUCCGGCUUCGCGAGGCGCAGCACAAGAUCGGGAGCACGUCGGUUAAGUAUCAUCGGCAGGAUGUGAUGCUCCGUUCGGCGCGAGAAGAAGGUUUGGAGGAGGGGGGGGAACGAGGACGAUAAGUAUGGCGACUCGGCC